UGCACCUGCUCAGUGGGGCCGCCCCGGGCGCCUGGGUAUUGAUUAUUCCAUUGUGUGGGACGCCUCGGCUCCAGCCAGUGAAUGAGGCGGAGGAGUGAGGGCAAGGAGGAGGAGGGCGAAGAGGAGGAGGAGGAGACAGGGAGCGAGUGCCCAGGGUGAAUCAAUGGAAACCCCCUCACGAAGCCGGGAAAACACUUCAGCCGCAGCCAAAUAGCAUUGAUUAUUUUCUUCCACUUCCCUCACCGCCGUGAAUUUAUUUAUUUUUCCAUCUUCGUCCCCGACGCCCCGGAGCGAGCGCUGAAGGGAGGGAGGAGGAGGGGCAAAAAAGGAAUCAACACAUCGGAGAAGUCCCUUCCAAGAGCCGCCCCCUCCCCUCCCGGCCUCGCGCUGCUCGGCGGCCGCGGUUCGACUCCCGUCCCUGCUUCCAGCUGAGGUGGUACUGGCUGUCACGCUGAAAUGAACCCUCAGCACUCCUCCGUCUACCAUGGCCACUCUUAACUUACCCUCUACUACCACUCCUUCCCCCGGGCACGAUGCCCCGUCCCUGCCUCCAGAUACCUCCUUCUCCAGCACCUCUGAUCCCGUCACCAAAGAUCCCCCGGAUACUCCCUCCACCUCUGAGAACGUAAGGCCCUCAGAGCCAGGGGGAGAGCCUCUGGAGUCAAGCUGUGGCCUCCUCCCACCAGAGGAGAUUGGAGAGCCCCAAGAAGAGCCUGGCUGUGGACGCAUCCCACCAAAGGACCUGGGGGUGGAAAAGGACGACAAGGAGGAGAAAGGAAUCCCUCCCCUGGACCUAAGCAACCACUUAUUCUUUACAGCGGGAGGUAAGGCCUACCUACUGGCCAAGCUGUCUCUGCCAGGUGGCAGUGACCUCCUGUUACCAAAGGGCUUUCCCUGGGAUGAGGCAAACAUCAAGGAAGAGCCCAGCCUGCCCCUCCUUGCCCAUUUACACUCCCCACACCUCACCACUCUUCACAUCCAACAUGGCUUUGACCCAAUCCAAGGCUUUAGCUCUUCUGACCAAAUUCUGUCCCGUGAUACCUCAGCGCCGUCAUCUCUGGCUGCCUGUGAGGGAAGGGAUGGAGCCUUCUGGAGCUACCAGCUGGUUCCAAACCCAACCGAAGAUCCCAAAGAUGGCUCCAUGGGGAGCAAAAGAGGAGACCACAGGGCAUGGUUCUGGAUCUGCCUUCUCUGCCGCCUGGGUUUCAGCAGGCCCCAGGUCUUUAUAGAUCAUACACAUUCUCAUGGGGUAAAGCUGACCCCUGCCCAACACCAGGGUCUGCUGGGCAGCCCAGCUGUACUCCAGGAGGGUGAUGAGGGCUGCAUGGCCCUUAUAAGCUUUCUGGAACCAAAAUUCCUUGCUUGCCCCUCUCCUCAAACACCAGGCAGCAGCAGCAGCAUAGCUAACAUGGAGACAAAUGUAGCCCAGACUGAGGAUGGCCCCCUGGAGGCAGACGUUCAGGCCCUUGUUCUCCCUGCUGAAGAAGCUGUGGCCCUCAGUCCACCAUCCCCACCCCCGACCCUAGCCACCUGGGACCCCAACCCAACCCAAGCCAAAGAAUCGCCAGUAGCAGCAGGCGAGGCAGGACCAGAUUGGUUCCCUGAGGGGCAAGAAGAGGAUGGAGGGCUCUGCCUCCCACUCAACCAAAGCUCACCCACCUCUAAGGACAGGGGCACUCUCCCCAUUCCAGUAGGCUCCCCUGAAGACCCCAGUGACCCACCUCAGCCCUAUCGCCUGGUCGAUGACUAUACUCCAGCCCCUGCAGCCUUCCAGGGCCUCAGCCUAUCUAGCCACAUGUCCUUGCUACACUCUCGAAAUUCUUGUAAGACACUUAAGUGUCCCAAGUGCAACUGGCACUACAAGUACCAGCAGACUCUAGAUGUGCACAUGCGGGAGAAGCACCCUGAGAGCAACAGUCACUGCAGCUAUUGUAGUGCGGGGGGGGCUCACCCCCGACUUGCUCGUGGAGAAAGCUACAACUGUGGCUACAAGCCCUACCGCUGUGAUGUCUGCAACUACUCCACCACCACCAAAGGCAACCUCAGCAUCCACAUGCAGUCCGACAAGCACCUGGCCAACCUGCAGGGCUUCCAGGCAGGACCUGGAGGACAGGGAAGUUCUCCAGAGUCAUCACUCCCACCCCCAUCUGUGGGAGAUAAAGAGCCCAAGACCAAAUCAUCCUGGCAGUGCAAGGUUUGCAGCUAUGAGACCAACAUCUCCCGUAACCUACGCAUCCACAUGACUUCUGAGAAGCACAUGCAGAAUGUCCUGAUGUUGCACCAGGGACUGCCACUGGGCCUGCCACCUGGGCUGGUGGGGCCAGGAGCUCCUCCCCCACCGGGGGCUACCCCCACUAAUUCUCCUGAACUCUUCCAGUACUUUGGGCCUCAGGCCCUAGGACAGCCUCAGACUCCCAUGCCUGGGCCUGGGCUGAGGCCAGACAAGCCCCUGGAGGCCCAGCUGCUUCUCAAUGGUUUUCACCUUGGAGCACCUACCCGAAAGUUCCCCACAGCUGCCUCUGGCAGCCUCUCCCCUGAGACCCACCUGCCUCCAAGUCAGCUCCUGGGCUCCUCAUCUGAUGGCCUGCCCACCUCACCACCCCCAGAUGACAGUCCACCCCUGAAGGUGUUCCGAUGCCUGGUAUGCCAGGCCUUCAGCACAGACAGCCUGGAGCUGCUGCUUUACCACUGCAGCAUAGGCCGGAGCCUCCCAGAAGCUGAAUGGAAGGAAGUAGCUGGGGACACCCACCGCUGCAAGCUCUGCUGCUAUGGUACCCAGCUCAAGGCCAACUUCCAGCUCCACCUCAAGACUGACAAACAUGCUCAGAAGUACCAGCUGGCAGCCCACCUGAGGGAGGGGAGUGGGGCCAUGGGCACCCUUUCCCCACUGUCCCUGGGGGACGGGGCCCCUUACGGUUCUGUCUCCCCGCUUCACCUGCGCUGCAACAUCUGUGACUUUGAGUCCAACAGCAAGGAGAAGAUGCAGCUGCAUGCCCGGGGUUCAGCCCAUGAAGAAAACAGCCAGAUCUAUAAGUUUCUGCUGGAAAUGGAGGGAGCAGAGGCAGGGCCAGAGCUGGGGCUUUACCGCUGCCUGUUGUGUGCCUGGGAGACACCCUCCCGCUUAACUGUGCUGCAACACCUACGCACACCUGCCCACCGUGAUGCCCAGGCCCAGAGGCGGCUGCAGCUCCUGCAGAAAGGCCCAACAGCUGAAGAAGGACUCUCAGCUCUUCAGAGCAUCCUGAGCUUCAGCCAUGGGCGGCUCCAGAUUCCUGGGAAGGCUCCUGACACUACUUUAGCUGAGCCACCCACCCCUGAGAAAGAUGCCCUGAACAAGACAGAACAAUUGGCUUCUGAAGAGGCGGAGAACAGACCUGCCCUUCCCCGAGACAAUGCCAACCAGACCACGGUAUACUGCUGUCCAUAUUGCAGCUUCCUGAGCCCGGAGUCUGACCAGGUGAGGGCUCAUACACUCUCACAGCAUGCCGUGCAGCCCAAAUACAGGUGUCCAUUGUGCCAGGAGCAGCUGGUGGGUCGGCCUGCCCUGCACUUCCACCUCAGCCACCUUCACAAUGUGGUGCCAGAAUGUGUUGAGAAACUGCUGCUUGUGGCCACAACUGUAGAGAUGACCUUUGCAACCAAAGUGCUGCCUGGACCCACACUAAACCCUCUGGAGGAUGGCCCAGAACACCCCACUCCUGGGCCAGAGCCCACUCCCAAGAGAGACCAGGCAGCAGAUGGCUCUAACCUGGCCCCAGAAGCCAGCCCAGAUCCUCCUCCUGAGCCUCCCCUGGCAUCAGUUGAGAGUCCAGAGAAGCCUUCAGGAAGCCCCCCUGAUCAGCCCUCUUCUCCAGCUCCAUCUCCAGUCCUUCGGCCAGAUGCCCAAGUUGAAGAAGUAGCUCCUCUGCCAAUCAUGGCUGAAGAGGAAGAGGGGACCAUGGGGGAGCCUCGCUCUGCAGAACCAUCCCCAGCUGACUCUCGCCACCCUCUGACCUAUCGCAAGACCACCAACUUUGCCCUGGACAAGUUUCUUGACCCUGCCAGGCCCUAUAAGUGUACUGUGUGUAAGGAAUCAUUCACCCAGAAGAAUAUCCUCUUGGUUCAUUAUAAUUCUGUCUCCCACCUUCAUAAGAUGAAGAAGGCUGCCAUUGACCCAUCUUGCCCCACCCGAGGAGAGGCUGGUGUCCCACCCACCACAACUACUGCCUCAGACAAGCCAUUCAAGUGCACGGUCUGCCGAGUAUCCUACAACCAGAGCUCCACCUUGGAGAUUCAUAUGAGAUCAGUUCUCCAUCAGACUCGCUCAAGGGGGACCAGAACUGAUGCUAGGGCUGAUGGACCAGAGCGCAGCCAAGAAGAGCUCAAGGAAAGCGAGACUGAGGGGGAGGUGGGCACUGAGAAGAAAGGCCCUGACCCUAGUGGCUUCGUGUCUGGACUGCCCUUCCUGUCCCCACCACCCCCUCCCUUGGAUCUGCACCGAUUCCCAGCCCCUCUCUUCACCCCACCAGUCCUACCCCCCUUCCCUCUGGUGCCAGAGUCACUGCUUAAGCUCCAGCAGCAGCAGCUGCUCCUGCCCUUCUAUCUCCAUGACCUCAAGGUAGGGCCCAAGCUGGCAUUGGCUGGCCCUGCGCCCAUGCUGUCUCUGCCAGCUGCUACCCCUCCUCCUCUUCCUCCUCCUCCACCCCCACCCCCCAAGACUGAGCUAGCUGAACAAGAAUGGGAGCGGCCCCCAAUAGCUGAAGAGGGGACUGAAGCAGGGCCCUCUUCACCACUCCACACACCGCCCAAUGAAGUCGCUCGCACUGCAGCCAAAGCCCUUCUAGAAAAUUUUGGCUUCGAGCUGGUAAUUCAGUACAAUGAAGGGAAGCAGACAGUGCCCCCUCCCCCAACACCACCUCCCCCAGAGGUUCUUGGGGGUGGAGACAAGCUGGCCUGUGGGGCCUGUGGGAAACUCUUCUCCAAUAUGCUUAUUCUCAAGACCCACGAGGAGCAUGUUCACCGCCGCUUUCUGCCCUUUGAGGCUCUGAACCGCUAUGCUGCUCAGUUUCGAAAGAGCUAUGAUAGCCUGUAUCCACAGUCAGUGGAACCCCCCAAACCUCCAGAUGGGUCCCUAGAGUCCCCUCCCCAACUGGGCCCACCUUUACUGGUCACUGAGCCUGAAGUAGGGGGAACCCAUGUUCCUGAGGAGCAGAGCCGAGCAGGAGGACACUGGCCCCCAGAGGAAGAAGAAAGUUCUAGAGGGAAUCUCCCCCCCCUAGUGCCUGCAGGCCGCCGGUUCUCCAGAACAAAAUUCACAGCAUUCCAGACCCAGGCCCUACAGUCUUUCUUUGAGACCAGUGCCUACCCCAAGGACGGAGAGGUGGAGCGCAUGGCAAAACUCUUGGGUCUGGCCAGCCGUGUGGUAGUAGUGUGGUUCCAAAAUGCCCGCCAGAAAGCCCGAAAAAAUGCCUGUGAGGGUGGGCCUAUGCCCACUGGAGGAAGCACCGGGGGAGCCUCUAGCUGUAGGCGCUGCCACGCCACUUUCUCCUGUGUUUUUGAGCUAGUGCGGCACCUCAAGAAGUGCUAUGAUGACCAGCCCCCUGAGGAGGAGGAGGAGGAGGAGGAGGAGGUGGUGGUGGAGAGAGGGGAGGAUGAGGAAGAGGUGGAAGAGGAGGAAGCAGAUGAAGAACAGAGCCUGGAACCCCCACCGGGGCCUGAGGACCCAUCACCAGAGGGCCCAUCAGCAGGACAACAUCCAGAUGCAGAGGACCUGAGCCAGGCAGAGCCAACAAAGCUAGAAGGCAAAGAGUCUGAAGGGAAGGCUCUUCCCCCUCCUCUAGCCCACACCUGUGACCAGUGUGCUGCUGCUUUCCCCAGUCAAGACCUCCUGACUAGUCACCGCCAACUACAUUUCCUACCAUCUGUGCAGCCCAGUGCUCCCCCACAACUCCUUGAUCUGCCUCUGCUAGUGUUUGGGGAGCGCAACCCUCUGGUAGCAGGCACUCCUUCGGUGCCAGGGCCACCCCUCAAGCGGAAGCAUGAUGAUGGCAGCCUGUCUCCCACAGGCAGCGAAGCAGGGGGUGGAGGGGAGGGUGACCCCCCAAGGGACAAGCGCCUGCGUACUACCAUCCUACCGGAGCAGCUGGAGAUCCUGUACCGUUGGUACAUGCAGGACUCCAACCCCACACGUAAGAUGCUUGACUGCAUCUCUGAGGAAGUGGGGCUCAAAAAGCGAGUAGUACAAGUCUGGUUCCAGAAUACCAGAGCCCGGGAGAGGAAAGGCCAGUUUCGAAGCACCCCUGGGGGAGUGGCCAGCCCAGCAGUCAAACCCACUGUUACACCGACCCCAGCACCCUUCCCUAAAUUCAACCUCCUGUUGAGCAAGAUAGAUGAUGGGACUGGGAGGGAAGCCCCAAAGAGGGAAGCACCUGCUUUUUCCUACCCCAGAGUCACUCCUGCUGCUGGGCCUCUAUCUUUCCUACCAUCUGGGAAAGAGGCCACUGUAGCAGCCCCAGAGCCACCUCUACCCCUUCCACCUCCUCCACUCAGUGAGGAUGAGGGCCCAGAGGAACCAUCUAAAGCUUCUCCAGAAAGUGAGGCUUGCAGUCCAUCUGCAGGAGACCUAAGUGAUUCAUCUGCUUCCAGCCUGGCUGAACCAGAGUCCCCUGGAGCUGGGGGAUCCAGUGGGGGACCAGGAGGUGGGGCUGGGGUUCCAGAUGGAAUGGGGCAGCGGCGCUAUAGGACCCAGAUGAGCAGCCUUCAACUGAAGAUCAUGAAAGCCUGCUAUGAAGCCUACCGCACCCCCACCAUGCAGGAGUGUGAGGUGCUAGGGGAGGAAAUUGGGCUGCCCAAGAGAGUCAUUCAGGUCUGGUUCCAGAAUGCUCGUGCCAAGGAAAAGAAAGCCAAACUGCAGGGGACAGCACUUGUAGGGAGUGGGGGCAACAACAGUGAGGGCACCUUGGCAGCCCAGCGCACUGACUGUCCUUACUGUGAUGUCAAGUAUGAUUUCUACAUCUCCUGCCGAAGCCACCUCUUUUCCCGCCAGCACCUGGCCAAGCUUAAGGAGGCAGUCCGAGCCCAGCUGAAGAGUGAAAGCAAAUGCUACGACUUAGCUCCAGCACCUGAGGCCCUACCGGCUCCUAAAGGCCCAUCUGCUACCACACCUGCCUCUGUGCCCUUGGGGGCUGCCCCCACCCUGCCUCGCCUGGCUCCGGUACUCUUGACUGGCCCAACUCUGGCCCAGCCACCACCUGGCAGCUUAGCUCCUUUCAAUUCAGGCCCUGCAGCCUCCUCAGGCCUCCUUGGCCUUGCCGCUUCGGUCCUGCCUGCUACCACAGUGGUCCAGACUGCUGGUCCAGGCGGCCCCUUACCUCAGAGACCCGUGUCCGACCAAACCAACAAUUCCACUGACCCUAUCCCGGGCCCAGCUACAGAGCCCCCAGGGGACAAGGUCUCUGGUGAGCGAAAGUCAGUUGCAACCCCUACCAACUCCUCCACUGAUGCCCUCAAGAACCUCAAAGCAUUGAAGGCUACUGUCCCAGCCCUGUUGGGAGGCCAAUUCCUGCCCUUCCCAUUGCCCCCUGCAGGGGGGGCAACACAACCACCUGUCUUUGGCCCCCAAUUACAGGGGGCCUACUUCCAACAGCUCUACGGCAUGAAGAAGGGGCUAUUUCCCAUGAACCCCGUGAUACCUCAGACCCUCAUUGGGCUGCUCCCCAAUGCCCUCCUCCAGCCACCACCUCAGCCCCCUGAGCCCACAGCCACAGCACCUCCAAAGCCUCCUGAGUUGCCCGCUCCUGGAGAAGCGGAAAGUGGUGAGGCCGAUGAGCUGCUAACAGGCAGCACUGGCAUCUCCACGGUGGAUGUGACUCACCGCUACUUGUGCCGUCAGUGCAAGAUGGCAUUUGAUGGUGAGGCCCCAGCUACUGCCCACCAGAGAUCCUUCUGCUUCUUUGGGCGGGGUUCUGGGGGCUCCAUGCCCCCCCCACUGCGGGUGCCCAUCUGCACCUACCACUGCCUGGCAUGUGAGGUGCUGCUGAGUGGGCGUGAAGCCCUAGCCUCCCACAUGCGCUCCUCAGCCCACAGGCGCAAAGCGGCCCCACCUCUAGGAGGCCCACCCAUCACCAACACUGCCACUGCUGUCCCGGCCGCUGUGGCUUUUGCCAAAGAGGAAGCAAGAUUACCUCACACGGACCCCAACCCAAAAACUACUACUACCUCUACACUUCUAGCUUUAUAAACAGAUAAACCAAGAUGGGGAUAAGAGAGAGGCCUAGGGUUCCCUCAUACCCAAGGGGUAUUUGGUAGGAACUCAAAUCCCUCACCCCAACCUUCAGUUCUGCCCACCUCAUGGGAGUCUCAAUUCCCACCCUCAGUGGGCUUCACACACCCCACCUCCAGCAGAGUCCUGCCUCCUCCCCAUCCCACAGACACUCUGGUUCUCAUCCUGACUCCUUACAGAUGUAGCCCUUGCCCCUAUGUCUUCAUAGACAGACACACUCCCCCACCUCGGCAUCCCAACUACUCAUACAUGUCUGCUUACCAUACAUAAAGUCUGCCCUUCAUCCCCUCCUUUUUCCCCACUGAAUUCCCAGCCCUCUUCCCCUGAAAACGCAUACCUAUCUCAUGCUAUUAUACUGACUGAGAAAACACCAAAAAAAAAAAAAAAAAAAAAAAAGGAAAAAAAAAAAAAAAAAAAAAAAAAAA
Molecule: messenger RNA, 8685 nt
Organism: Nannospalax galili (Upper Galilee mountains blind mole rat)
Lineage: Eukaryota; Metazoa; Chordata; Mammalia; Rodentia; Spalacidae
Gene: Zfhx2
Product: zinc finger homeobox 2
Exons: 10
Coding region: 485-8218 (2577 amino acids)
Biological process (GO): regulation of transcription by RNA polymerase II; brain development; regulation of neuron differentiation
Cellular component (GO): nucleus
Molecular function (GO): zinc ion binding; RNA polymerase II cis-regulatory region sequence-specific DNA binding; DNA-binding transcription factor activity, RNA polymerase II-specific
Source: RefSeq, a predicted model, not a curated record